UGGUCCCCUUAGUCGGUCGCUAACUUCCGAGUCGAACAGAUGCGCUUUUUCUGGUAGUUCUGUGCGCGGAUUGUGAUCGAUCUCCUGCGGGGCGCCCCUACCCAUCGGUUUCUGGUUGGAUAUUUUGGUGGUGGAUUUGUGCGCGCGGAACUCUCCCACCCAGCAGAGGUUCGGUUUAAGUGGAUUCGCUAAUUAAUAUUACCGUGCGUUGGCAUUUGGCAGCGCGCUGCGCAUAACAGGAGUUGUCUUCCUCCGCACCGGCAGGCCGUUUCUGGGAUUUUUGCAUUCCUGCAUACGUAGACCGUGGUAUAGUACCAGCGUCUAUAUCGUAACGACAAUAAUUGCUAGUGGAAAUUAUUCGGUUUCUUUUUUGUGGGCCCGGAGGCACCGAAGCACAACUGGAAAAAAGUGAUUAAUUGAAAAUAUUUGAUUCGAGUGAGUUUUCCCCCGUGGCAGAGAAUCUCAAGCGGUACGCUAGAAUAAAAAAAAAUGAAGGUGCAGAACGGUAAAGCCGCCGAAGUUAGUUACAUUAUUUGAUCGAACCGACAAUCGAUCGCGCUUUCACCCGGGGAAUUACGGCAGAAUAUCCAGAAGGAAACGAAUCAAAUUAAAAAAGGUCUCCGGUGAUGUUUUAGCAACCGACGAAGCUACUGGGUAGCAACGAAGUCAACCACCGCGAAGAAACCGUCGCUCGAAGAGCGUGGUUCAUUACCGAAGUUUUGGCUCGAGCAAGAAGGAUUGGGUUUUGAAGUGGUUUUAAUUUUAGCAUUUGGCGCAUAAAUUAAACGUCAGGCGAAAUACUCAUCAAAAAAGGGGGAGGCAGCGGAACGGUUAGAAGAGUGGAAAAUUAAUGGUGCACAUGAUUUGAGAGCUGUUUAUUUUUUUGUUUUGUGUUUUCUUUGUCGGUGACCCAUAAAGUGAAAAUAGAAUGCAUUAGAUUUUGUUUGGUGAUCGCAGAUUGCGUCGAAGGUUGAUAAUCUGAAGGAUAUUUUUCUCAUACUUGAUUUGAGCGUGGUUUUAUUGCAAGUGAACUUUCGGUGCUCAGUUAAGCAAAAAGAAGAUUCUAAGUCUAAAGACUUACAAACUUAGUGAGAUUCGCCGAUUCCACGACGACGCGGCAAAGUUUUCCAAUGUGUUCCCGCGAAAGCAGCUAGCCGUCGACGCGACCGGGAGUGGUUAGUUGCAGUGACAUCAGAUAGGAUAGGACCAAAUGCCAAGCAAAAUGAAUAAUGUGCGAGCGAUCGUCAGAAUCGUGCGCAUCUUGGCGGUUUUCGGAUGGCUACCGUAUCUGACGGCUUUUCGCAUUCCACACACCAAACCAGCAGUCCAAACUCUAGGCAGCCUAAUCCUAACUCCCAAGCACAACAUACUCAACCCGGCACAGUUCUUCGUUUCCAGUAGAGCGAACAACUCAUCCGACGAGGAAUACUCCGGUUCCAACGAGAGCUUAGACCGCAGCUACAAGGCCCGCAAAGUCCUCCACAAGUAUCCGCUGCGGUAUACGAAAAAGAGAGUCAAAGCCUUAGCCAAACGGCCGGUGCUGCACCCGAAGUUCUACUCGCCGUAUUCGCACUGGACUAAGUGCGACGCUUUCUGUCGCCAGCGGCGGGAACGGUACUGUACGGUUCGCUCCAAGUGCGGCUAUCACAUCCGCGUGGAAGAACGGCAGUGCCAUCGGCAUUUGUGUUCCCCCUUAACAAUUCCUGUCCACGAUGAGUACGAAAGCAUACCGCUGCACCAAUACUCAGAGAAGGCCGAAUCAUGGAAACCGAAGAAAAAGAAGAAACGAAUAAUCUUCGAAGAAGAUGAGGAAGAUUACUAUGAUGAAGAAGAUGAUGCCGAAUACGUGAUCGUCAAAAAGAAAUCCAAGAAACCCAACCAAAGCCGAUGGAAACGACCUCACGUGUAUGGCGAACGAAACUUUGCCCCUAACCAUCGACACACUCCUGAUUAUGACGACGAAGGCGAAUACGUAUCAGAGCAACGGAUACAAAACGAACGAAAGCCUCUCAAAAUUGUCGUUGACGACUUCGAUGAUCAUAAAAUAUUCAGCCCUAGUCCGCACUAUCAGCAGCGAUUUAACACGGCACAAAACUUCCAGCGGCGACCACAAACGGCUGUGUUCAAACGAAAACCGCAAAGGCUCACGGAGUACUUUGAAGAUGACUACGAGCAUCUGUAUCGUGAUGGCACAGGGUUUUAUAACCGGAAUGAUGACUUGGUAGACCUGAGCGGAUUCCCAGCGGUUCACGAAGCUCUAACCGCAGGAGCUGCAGACGAUCAAGAUGGAGCUAACAUAACAACCUCUUCAACGGAAUUCAAAAGACUGAUGGAGUCUUUUCCCACUACGGAGUCAACUUCCGGUGCGUCGCAUCACACCAAACGAGAUAUUAGCAAUUUUUUAGACGAUUCCAGUGAAGAUCUAGAUGGUUCACAGGAAGAAGACUUAAACAGCGAUAUUGACGACGAAGGAACUCAAGAUGGCAAAAAGUUUCCAGGGGAAAGCAUGUUGAAACUCGGGCCUGCUGUUACACAGAAAAAGGCAAGAGAGAAAGCGGUAUUUGAAAUGCCGCGUAAAGUUGAUAAUCCGUAUUCAAAGUGGAGCAGGUGGUCGAAAUGUACGGCGAAGUGCACCACUCGAAGAUUCAAGCGAUGCAAGAUCCCAUCCAUCUGCAGCAACGACAUCAUCCGAGAGGUCGCUUAUUGCUACACCGAGGGCAGCUUCUGCGAAGAGUGGAUCGGAAACCAACUGUACCAAAACAACAAACCUCAGCAAACGCCAACGGCUGCUAUCGCAACAACGACCCCAAAGUCAACGAAGCCAGCCCGGAGUCAGGCACUCCAGCCUUACCAGGCUACUGGUCGGGCUCGAAGUGACUUUCAAGAUAACUCAAUAGCCGAACAACCUCCUGCCAAUCGAAGGGAAUUUCUGCAACCGGAGUACAUGCCACAGGAGCUAACCUGUGGAAUACCGUCAGUACGGGGGAAACCGAAAAAGUAUCUAUACAACAUGCUCCGUAUCAUCGGGGGGAAAACGUCCCGCCGAGGUCAAUGGCCGUGGCAGGUUGCCAUUCUGAAUCGAUUCAAGGAAGCAUUCUGUGGUGGUACUUUGGUAGCUCAACGUUGGAUCCUCACGGCUGCGCACUGUGUCCGUAAACGGCUCUUUGUUCGCCUUGGCGAACACAACCUGCAACAAUCGGACGGAACGGAGAUAGAGUUCCGCAUCGAGUUCAGUAUUAAACAUCCCCGAUACGAUAAGAAAACGGUUGACAACGACGUAGCGCUGCUUAGGCUUCCCCGUGACGUCGAACGGUCCACCUACGUAGGGUACGCCUGUCUUCCGGAACGUUUCCAAGCGCUCCCCACCGGAAACACUUGCACCAUCAUCGGUUGGGGUAAGAAGCGGCACAGCGACGACGCCGGAACGGACGUCCUCCACGAGGCUGAAGUGCCGAUCAUCACCAAUGAUCGAUGCCGCGCGGUGUACCACGACUACACCAUCACCAAGAACAUGUUCUGCGCAGGUCACAAGCGCGGUCGGGUGGAUACGUGCGCCGGCGACAGCGGCGGUCCUCUACUGUGCAGAGAUACCACCAAAGAGAAUAGUCCCUGGACGAUAUUCGGAAUCACCAGCUUCGGGGAUGGCUGUGGGAAGAAGAACAAGUUUGGCAUCUACACCAAGCUGCCCAACUACGUGGACUGGAUUUGGUCGGUGAUAAACUGCAAUGGAAACUGCCGGACGUGAUGAUGGGAGAUAUAUUUGGUAGUUACGUAUUAGGAAGUGCAAAUGUGUGUGUGUGUGCAAGAGAACGGUCAAGCGAGAGAAUAGAUUUCAAACGGAUUUUUUAUGUAUAAAUAAGAUGCUUCUACGAUGUAUAGAGAUUUGAAAUUUCUUCCACAAUCUCAUAUUUAUUGACGAGCGCUACAAAACUGAGCCUAUGUUUAAGAGCGAUUUAGCCGUAUCGAUGAAAUUAACGUUAAGGUAUUUAUUACGAAUACUGUGUACAGUACUUUUACGAGCAAUAAAGGUGAUAAUU
This is a messenger RNA of Armigeres subalbatus, 4037 nucleotides long. RefSeq lists its product as uncharacterized. Lineage: Eukaryota; Metazoa; Arthropoda; Insecta; Diptera; Culicidae. Gene Ontology annotation, biological process: proteolysis. The record is from RefSeq and is a predicted model, not a curated record. The transcript has 6 exons. Gene Ontology annotation, molecular function: serine-type endopeptidase activity. The coding region runs from base 1211 to 3745 and encodes 844 amino acids.